AUGGAGAAACUUGGGGUGUCAAACCCCUUAGCCAAACCUCCCCACACACCGCAUUCCUACAACGACACAUAUGUCGUUGCCUACGAUUUCAGUGAAGUCGACUGCGAGACAGCUGUCAAGGAACUCACUACCUUGCUAAGUGACCUCCAAUCUACCGGCCUUCAGACCGAGGUGAGGGCCGGCUAUGACCAGACCCUGCUCGUCUUUGCCAAAGCCCCGCGACAGCUGCUCGGGAACACAGUCUACAAGGCAAGGGUCAAAGACUGGCUCUAUGGCAUCAUCCCGGAGCAUCCCGGCGGGACCAAGGACACAGUUAUUGAUGGCGCCUUCGAGGCCGAGGAUCUCCUCUCCGUCUACCAUCUCGUCAACUGGUCAAAGUCUUUGGGUGGUGCUGGGAUCACGCCGGGGUCGGGGCAAUGGAAGAACGUCAAGUCCAUCUUUCCCCUGCACAAUGAGGGGACGAACCAGUCUCUGAUGAAGCAUCUAAGCAAGCGCCUGUUCUUGACAUUGGACGACAUCGAUGACAUCCGCGACCUCUGGGGCGCCAAGGUCGCCUUCUACUUUGCCUUUAUCCAAACAUAUCUCCUGUUCCUCACCUUCCCGGCCAUCACCGGCGUCUUUGCCUGGAUGUACCUCCCCAAGUACUCCCUGACCUACGGAAUCGCAACCUGUGUCUGGUGCACCAUCUUCCUGGAAUACUGGAAGAUCCAGGAGGUCGAUCUCAGCAUCCGCUGGAAUGUCCAGGGCAUCGGCAAGGUCAAGGUCAACCGGCCGCAGUUCAGGUACGAAAAGGUCAUCAAGGAUGUCACCGGUCGCGAGAUACACUACUUCCCCAAGUGGAAGCAGAUUUCCCGUCAAAUGCUGCAGAUUCCCUUUGUUAUGGUUUCCGCCGCUUUGCUCGGCGCCAUCAUAGUGCUCGUCUUUGCCAUCGAGGUCCUCAUCUCUGAAGGCUACGACGGACCAUUCAAGAACCUGAUGGAAUACGUGCCAACGUGCUUGCUCGCCAUCGCGCUACCCUACCUCAGCAGCGCCCUCGAAGACAUCGCCACGGUACUCACAAACUUCGAAAACCAUCGCACCGCCGACAACCACGAGAUGUCUCUGACGCAAAAGAUCUUCGUCCUCAGCAUCAUCACCAACUACCUUCCCAUCCUAAUCACCGCCUUUGUCUACGUGCCUUUUGGCGACACCUUCGUCCCCUGGCUCGAGAGCCUGACCAAGACCUUCCUGGGCGCUAUCGGUCAAAAGUACAUGGACGAUGACCUGACCUUCCACGUGGACACGGACCGCCUCCGCGACGAGGUCAUCGCCCUCGUCGUCACCGGCCAGAUUACGGGCUUCUUCGACGAAAACAUCAUGCCCGUCCUCAAGCACAAGGCGCAGGGCAUGUAUCGCGAGUGGCGGCGCUCCCACUCCAAGGACACCAUGCUCAUGUCCAUCGUCGCGGACGACCCCGAGGAGGCCCGGUUCCUGCGCAGCGCGCGCAACCAGGCGACGCUGGAACGUUACAACGUGCAGGACGACAUCGCCGAGAUCGUGCUGCAGUUCGGCUACCUCGCGCUCUUCUCGCCCGUCUGGCCGCUGAUCCCCAUCGGGUUCCUCAUCAACAACGUCGUCGAGCUGCGCACGGAUUUCCUCAAGAUCUGCAUGGAGCACCAGCGGCCUGCGCCCGUGCGGACCGACGGCAUCGGCCCGUGGAUCAACUCGCUUGACUUCCUCACCUGGGCCGGCAGCCUCACGACUGGCGCCAUUGUGCACCUCUUCGGCGCCAACAGCAUUGGCAACGGCGCGUGGUGGGCGCUGCCCCUUACCAUCUUCGUCAGCGAGCACAUCUUCCUCGCGCUCCGGUCCGUGGUGCGCUUCGUGCUACAGCGCAUCGGGUCGGAGCAGAUCCGCAAGCAGAGGCAGAAGCGGUACGCCAUGCGGGCGAAACACCUGCAGGAGAUCGAGGCGAACAAGCGACAGGGGUUGCUUCUCUCCGUCGCCGAGCGGGAGAGACGCAAAUCGAUCAGGGCCAUGGGCCAAGACUCGUUCUGGACGACGCAGCUCGACGAGGGCGCGAGCGCAGCCGUUGGAAUCGGUCUGAUUCAGUCCGUCAAGAAGGCCGAGAUCGUCAAGAACGGCCAGCCGAAGAUUGACUGA
Colletotrichum graminicola M1.001 is the source of this 2142-nucleotide messenger RNA. RefSeq lists its product as uncharacterized. The transcript has 5 exons. Gene Ontology annotation, cellular component: cortical endoplasmic reticulum. Gene Ontology annotation, biological process: chloride transmembrane transport. The record is from RefSeq and is a predicted model, not a curated record. The coding region runs from base 1 to 2142 and encodes 713 amino acids. NCBI's taxonomy places the organism in Eukaryota, Fungi, Ascomycota, Sordariomycetes, Glomerellales, Glomerellaceae. Gene Ontology annotation, molecular function: chloride channel activity.